Messenger RNA from Psilocybe cubensis, 1755 nucleotides. RefSeq lists its product as uncharacterized. The transcript has 13 exons. The record is from RefSeq and is a predicted model, not a curated record. Gene Ontology annotation, molecular function: ATP binding; aspartate-tRNA ligase activity. Bases 1 to 1755 code for a protein of 584 amino acids. Gene Ontology annotation, biological process: aspartyl-tRNA aminoacylation. Lineage: Eukaryota; Fungi; Basidiomycota; Agaricomycetes; Agaricales; Agrocybaceae. Gene Ontology annotation, cellular component: cytoplasm; mitochondrion.
AUGGGCUGGUUACUUCCCGAGCGCAAAGUAAAGACCAUACACAAGUCUUUUUUCCAUCUAAAGGACUCCUAUGGGUCCACUCAGCUUCUCGUGGACCAUCUCCGUGGUUCUUCUUGGGCAGAGCUUUCUCAGAUACCCGUGGAAUCCACAGUCCUAAUAGAGGGCAAUGUUGUGCUGCGGCCUGUCCAUGCUCGGAAACCUGGCCCUACCGGUUCUAUUGAUGUCGAUGUCGACAAGGUCGUUCUUCUAAACCCUGCAAAUGAACAGUGUAUGCCCUUUCUUCCCUCCAAUAUCCAUAAUCUGCCAAAUGAAGAGCUCCGUGCACGGUACCGAUAUCUAGAUUUGAGGCGUACCGUCUUGUCAGACAAUCUCAAGAAACGCAGUCAAGUAACUCAUAUAAUUCGCAACGUGCUUCACGGUUUUACCGAAGUCGAGACUCCUGUUCUUCUCAGAUCUUCGCCUGAAGGCGCGCGUGAAUUUCUUGUCCCCGCUCGGUCGGCGGUCGCAGCUCCGGACGUCGGGAAUGCAGAUCCAGUCUUCUACGCAUUGUCUCAAUCGCCUCAGCAACCGAAACAGCUCCUUAUAUGUUCUGGAGGCGUCGAUAAAUACUUCCAGAUCGCAAAAUGUUUCCGAGAUGAAGACGGUCGCAAAGACAGGCAGCCCGAGUUUACCCAGGUCGAUCUUGAGAUGGCCUUUGUCUCUUGGGGUGAAAAUCAAGUUUCCGAUCUUGUCGAAAAAAGUUCAAACGUCUGGCGGAUCGGCGGCCUUGAAGUUCGCCAGAUAGCCGAAGACUUGUUCGGUUCUGAUAAACCUGACACUCGAUUCGGACUUGAGAUCAUCAAUAUUAGUGAUGUUUUACACGCUAAUCAGACAUCUCCAUUAACGGAUUCAAUACUUGAAUGCAUUGUGGUUAGAAAGUCUACUGAUUCGGACUUCAUAAAAGCUUCACGGGCCUUAGCACCAGAAGCAGACACCAACAUCGAACACAUUACCCUUACAGAAGCCAAUCGAGAAACAUGGCUUUCCAACAGCAAGGCCAUUUCUCAUGUAUAUUCUAACAUUGCUCCCACGGACCUUGUGACGGUGAACAAGGCCCUCAAUCUGAAGCCAGGAGAUGAUAUAUGGCUUAGCUAUAGGCCCCGUCGUCCGACGGGUGGGUCCACUUCUCUCGGCAGAGUCAGGCUACAAAUCUGUGAACAAGCUCAAGUACGAGGAGAGUUUGUCAUCACCAAAGACCCGCACUUCCUAUGGAUAACCGAGUUCCCUUUAUUUACUCGGGACGAUGCAGACAAGGAUCAUCUGGCCCAUGGCCGAUGGAGUAGCUCACAUCAUCCUUUUACAGCACCAAUGUGGGAGGAUAUCGGCGCCCUGUAUCGCGGGGAGGCGGAAAACGUUCGCGGGCAGCAUUAUGAUCUCGUCUUGAAUGGGGUCGAAAUUGGUGGAGGCUCGGUCCGGGUCCACGACGCUAAAAUGCAGGAUUACAUAUUUACAACUAUCCUGGGGCUGACUGACGAAGAAAAACAUCCUUUCCAACAACUCCUGCAUGCCCUUCAAUGCGGCGCCCCUCCACAUGGUGGCAUUGCGCUAGGUCUGGAUCGCAUCAUGGCCAUCCUUUGCAAGACCCAAUCAAUACGCGAUGUUAUUGCCUUUCCCAAGUCGGCUUCAGGGACUGACCUUUUGUUCAAGAGCCCAGCCGCUGUUAGCCGCGAAGCUUUGGAAGAAUACGGUAUAAUGCCAAGACAGACGUCAGCUUAA